Messenger RNA from Solea solea (common sole), 6970 nucleotides. It is a transcript of the gene gucy2d, whose product is annotated as guanylate cyclase 2D, retinal. Gene Ontology annotation, biological process: protein phosphorylation; intracellular signal transduction; cGMP biosynthetic process. Gene Ontology annotation, molecular function: peptide receptor activity; guanylate cyclase activity; protein kinase activity. Lineage: Eukaryota; Metazoa; Chordata; Actinopteri; Pleuronectiformes; Soleidae. The coding region runs from base 724 to 4188 and encodes 1154 amino acids. The record is from RefSeq and is a predicted model, not a curated record. The transcript has 19 exons.
UAAGAGCGAGCUUCUGCUUCUGUUCACCGAGAACCAGCCGGAGGAGUAAACUAUAGGCCAAACUCAGUGUUUGCUACCAUUUUCAUCAUGACCAUUGAUGUCUACUUUCACCUUCUUCUUCAUCUCCUCCUGCCCUCCCUUCACACACACACACUCUUCCCACACUAGUAUGGAUUAAAAGCUAAAGAGGGCUGAGAAGUCAAAGCCUUCCAGUCCGUCCCUCUCUACGCAUUCUCUUACCUGUUGCCACUCCCCGGCUUGUUGCUGGAUCUAUUUUUGACCCGUCCAUACUCUGGAUCGAGGUUGCACCUCUUCUCAAGCGCCUUCCUUUUGCCCUGUGGUUUAGGGUCAGUCAGAGAAGAACUAAAGCAAUGUAGAGAUUUAUAAUUUGUGGUGUCAUCUUGAAGGAACCCAGUUUCACGAGGAUAUACGUUUUCCCUUUUCACUUUUUUGGAUUACAUUUGCUUACAGUCAAAGACCACAUUUAAGUGCUCCUGCAGUAUACACUCAAUACACCUGGAAUUUGGAUGGUGGCAAUCAUGACAUGGAUUCGAGGUAGAAAAACUGCUCCAGUGAUGGCUUGGGGUUGUGUAGUUGCCUGUGCAGCUUUGGACUAGAGCCCUGCUGAGUGUCAAGGAAGGGAGACAGUCCCUUACGCAAAGACACACACGAAAAUCCUUCUAAAGUGUCCACUCCGAAGCAACAGUACAGCUGUGUGAGAAAAUGGCCAAUCACAGAGACGCUCGCUUUCUGCACAAUCUGUCCUACCACCCACGAUGGCAGCAUGACUCAAAACAAGUCAAUAGAAAAAAACACAAAUGGACAGUGGUUACAAACAGCUGCAGUGGGUGUAGAGUAUUUGAAUCACCAUCAUCAUCAUCAUCAGCACCUUUGUUGUCGAACCCUAAGUGGCCAUCAUCCCCGGCACAUCGCUCCAGGAACUGGUGGGGGAACUGGUUCCUUCUGCCUUUACUCACUGUCUCAUUUAUGCCCUGUCAAGCCUGGGCAACCACUUUCAAGGUGGCCCUGGUUGGACCCUGGACAUGUGACCUCUUAUACUCUAAAGCCCUACCAGAUAUAGCAGCCAGUCUUGCUACAGCUCGCAUAAACAAGGACCCCCACCUAAACAAAGGCUAUUGGUAUGACUACACACUGGUCAAUGAGGAUUGCAAGGCGUCCCGUGCUCUUGCUCGAUUUGCUGAGCUAAAGGGUUACGGUGCUGCCUUCCUGGGCCCCGCCAACCCAGGAUACUGCUCCUCAGCAGCCUUGUAUGCAAAAGAAUGGGAUUUAGGGAUCCUUUCCUGGGGCUGCCUCAAACCCAACAUGCAACAAGGUGAUAUGUACCCCACUUUCUUGAGGCCGCUGCCGCUCCCCUCCCAUGUCCUCUUCACUGUGUUGCGGUUCUUCCGGUGGGCCCAUGUGGCCAUUAUUUCAGAAGAUACGGACAUUUGGGAAGCCACGGGACAGGAGCUGGCUUCAUCACUGAGGGUCCUUGGCCUACCUGUUAACCCUGUCGUAACCAUGGAAGCUGACAAAGAUGGGCCUCGCAGAGCACUGACAAAGAUACGGGAAGCAGACCGGGUCAGAGUGGUCAUCAUGUGCAUGCCUUCCGUACUCAUUGGUGGCCAAGCCCAAUAUCAGCUUCUGACCACGGCACUGGACAUGCGUAUGAUCGACCGCGGCUAUGUGUUCAUCCCUUACGACACCCUCCUGUACGCACUACCUUACAAAGACGCAAACUACUAUGCUCUUGGUAAUGACACUAAACUAAGAAAAGCAUAUGACGGGGUCGUCACAGUCACCAUGGACUCUGGAGAAAGUAAUUUCUAUGAGGCCUACAAAGACGCUCAAAACAGCUAUGAAAUCCGCAGCAGCACGCCACCGGAGGAGGUAUCUCCAUUCUUUGGCACCAUCUACAACAUGAUAUAUUACACAGCAAUGGCUGCUGAGCAGGCGCGGGCCAAGAGUGGAGUCUGGGUUACUGGUCAGAUCCUGAGCAACAGUGAAGGUGGCUUUGAAUUUGAAGGCUUUAAUCAGCCUCUGAGAGCUGGCAGGGGAGGAGAAGGCAUGCAGGCUCGCUACGUAGUGUUGGACUACAGUGGCAUGGGCACCUCUCUCUACUCCACUCACACGCUGGAUGCGGCUCAUACAGACGGCAAAAUAGGGAACUUGAAGUACCUUGGUCGUUCCAUCCAUUUUGCAGGAAGUACACCCUACAAAGACUCAAGCUGCUGGUUCAACCCCUAUUUUGCCUGUAGUGGAGGCGUGGAUUCAGUCACUUUGUUCUUUCUUUGCCUCUUGUUCAUGUCAGUUGUUGGUUGUGGAGUUAACGUCUUCCUUCAUUUCAAGAGAACCGGCAGAGUUGGCUUCAGCUUUGGAGGCGGCGAUAACGAUGGCCCGUCAAAGAUAGUUCUGACCCUGGAUGACCUUGUCUUCAUCAACACUCAAGUCAGCAAAAGGAAGAUCAAUGAUGAAAGUAUCCUGAAAAGCCAGCUGGAUAUGAAGACACCUCACCACUCGGUGUCAGGUCGCAGCUACAUGGCCUCGUCACCUGACAGCUCCAAUGUUGCCGUGUUUGAGGGAGACUGGGUUUGGUUGAAGAAAUGUCCAGCUGGAUCGGUUUCAGGUGUCAACAGCAGCACCGAGUUUGUCUUUAUCAAGCUCAGGAACAUGAGGCAUGAGAACCUCAAUCUGAUCCUGGGGCUGUUCUUUGACUCUGCAAUAUUUGGUAUCGUGACUGAGCACUGCUCCAGGGGCAGCCUGGAGGAUCUGCUCAGCAAUGAGGAUGUGCGUCUUGACUGGAUGUUCAAGUCCUCCCUUUUAAUGGAUCUGAUCCGGGGAAUUAAGUACCUACACAAUCAUGACAUCAUCCAUGGACGACUCAAAUCGCGCAACUGUGUGGUAGACGGGCGCUUUGUGUUGAAGGUGACAGAUUACGGAUACAGUGAAAUUUUGAUCGGGCAAGGCAUCGACACUGACGAGGAGAAGCCAGAGAACCUGCUCUGGACGGCUCCUGAGCUGCUGCGUAGCCCUGUACUGAUGAGGAAGGGGACGUUCAGUGGAGAUGUCUACAGCUUCUCCGUCAUCGUGCAGGAGGUCAUAACUCGCUCGACGCCUUUCUGCAUGCUGGACAUGCCUCCUAAAGAGAUUGUUAGCAAGGUCAAAAACCCUCCACCUCUGUGUCGGCCUACUGUGUCAGUGGACGAGGCUCCUCUGGAUGUGAUUCAGGUCAUGAAACAGGCCUGGAGUGAAGAGCCAGAGAAGAGGCCGAACUUUGAGGAUAUCUUCAAACAGUUCAAGAACAUCACCAAGGGAAAGAAGACCAACAUCAUCGACUCUAUGCUGCGGAUGUUGGAACAGUACUCCUCCAACUUGGAGGAUCUGAUCAGGGAGAGGACCGAGGAGCUGGAGCUGGAGAGACAGAAGACUGACAACCUGGUCGCUCAGAUGUUGCCCAGGUCGGUGGCUCAGGCACUGAAGACGGGCAAACCUGUCAAACCGGAACAUUUCAGCGACGUCACGCUUUACUUUAGUGACAUCGUGGGCUUCACCACCAUCUCCGCUCUCAGUGAACCCAUCGAGGUGGUCGACUUGCUCAAUGACCUCUACACACACUUUGAUGCAAUCAUUGGGCUGCAUGACGUCUACAAGGUGGAAACUAUUGGAGAUGCUUACAUGGUGGCUUCAGGCGUCCCCACCAGAAACGGUAAUCGCCACGCGGCUGAGAUGGCCAACAUGUCCCUCGACAUUCUCCACUGCAUUGGGACGUUCAAGAUGAGGCACAUGCCUGAGCUAAAAGUCAGGAUCCGCAUUGGGCUGCACUCUGGCCCAGUCGUGGCAGGAGUGGUGGGUCUUACAAUGCCUCGGUACUGUCUGUUUGGUGACACCGUCAACACAGCAUCUCGAAUGGAGUCCACAGGGUUGCCUUACAGGAUCCAUGUCAACCAAAGCACAGUCGACGUCCUGAACAGCUUAAAGCUGGGGUACAAACUUCCGGUCAGAGGCAUGACAGAGUUAAAGGGAAAAGGCAUUGAGACGACGUAUUGGUUGGUAGGGAGGGAAGAUUUCAACAAGCCUCUUCCUAUUCCACCAGACCUUCAAGGGGGAAGCAAUCACGGUAUCAGCUUAGAUGAGAUACCUGUCGACAGAAGACAGAAAUUCCUGGAUCGACAGAAGGCAAUGGGCUAGACUGUUUUUUUUUUUUUACGCUGAAACCCCCAGACUGACAAAGUGAAAUGUCCUAGAGCUACAAUUUAAAUUGAAAACACUGGAAAUUCAUGCUUUUUUUUCUUUUCAUUUUUUUGGGGGGAUUAUUCGCAAUCAUAUCUAAAUUAAAAUAAUCUUUCUUGGAGAUUAUCAUUCUCUUUAGUUUGUGCCAUGACAAACCCUGGCUCCAGCAUGCAAAAGAGCCAAAAAAAGAGGUAACAGUCCUUAUUUGUGAACAAACACACCAUGCAUAAUACACCAUGGCUGAUUUACUCGUCCAAAAUGUGUUGGCGCCGACGACACUAACACAAGAGGGAGGCUAUGAAGGAUGUGUGUAAAAGAAAGGAUCACAGCGUGACAUGUAAUACUGGUGUACUUCAUAUACUGUGUGUAUUUGUACUGAUCUUUGUGCUUUGUGGAGAUACUGGAGAUAAUAUUUUAUCACCAACGCUCCAGGGGGGGAAGCUAUUACUGCCGGACUAUUCAUCUCUGGUAUAAUAGAGUCUACACUGCAGCAACAUUAGCCUUUUUGCAACAACACAGCAUUCAUUUACGGAAGCAUUCUCGUGGUAAUUUAAGCUGCAGGCGCUGGAUUGGUCCAUCGCGUGGUUUUUACUUUUGUAGUGCAUCAAAAACGUUAUUGUACAUAUUUAAACAACAUUAUUAAUCCAUUACUGUGAUAGGCCUGUUAUUGUGUUGAUUUGACGGAGAGGUCUGUUUCUUUCUAAUCACUGUGCUCCUGUGUAGAUGCAUUUAGAAAACGUAAACGUCAUAAUUGAAUUAAUUCAAACUAAAGAAAGCGAGUUGUACCCAUAUAACAUAUUAACUUUAGUUAUAGAACCUAUUGGGUGUGAGGUAUUUAUAAUCCCUGAAGAGACACAUCAAUAUGGUGACUGUUCUUUAAAGAUCCGGUGUGUAAGAAUAAGUGACAUCUAACUGUGAGAGUUCAGACUGUAACAAAGAGAGGACUUUUUUCUUUUUUUUUAUCAAGCGUAUCAGUGAACUACAGUGGCCUUCACGUAACCGACAGGAUGUUGUUCUCUUUUAUUUGCGUAGAAAGCUUCCGCUUUAAAAUGCGAAACAUGCGUUCUGGCUGGUUUGUUUCGUUUGGGAUGCUGUGGAAGAAAGGCGGCACAAGAUAAGGCCUCAAAAAAAGCAAGGCCCUUGCUUAACCCUUAGAACACCAUUUCCAUUACUAUGUUGAAAUGUAUAUACAGAGUCUAUAAGAAUGUGCAGUAUAGAGUGUCUGAUAUCCUUUUCUUUACCACAGCAUAUAGACAAUCUGAUUAAAUUAUUUUUUUUUCAUUUUCAUUUACUAUAUAAACACACCUGAGCAAAAUGUACACCCAUUUUUAAUUUGAGAAAUGUGGAAAUGCAUUACAGAUUAGAGUUGGCUUGGCUUAUUUUAGGAACAAAAUUGCUUGCACUAAGGGUUAAAAUACAUAUUAAAAAGCCAGAAAAAACUCAUAUUUCGGUGAAUAAUCCCUGCUAAAUUUUACUCACUGUACCUUAAAACAACAGUACGGAAGAGUGUUUAAAAAAAAUUGAAUGAAAAAAACAGCAUGAAUUCUGAUCUUAAAGAUUAAUCUCUUUAAUCUUUUAUCCUCUCUUUAAUCUCAUCAAAACAGUCAUGCUAUUUUCUUUUCCUUUCUUUCAAUUUUAUUUUUUUUUUUUUAUUAUUAUUUUGUGGCACUAAUACUCUUCCGUACAACGGAAUUAUGAAUCUCUAAUGAUGGUACAAAACACAGUAUGACUCCUAACAUUUCUCACCAAAGCACAGACACAUUGCUCAUUGAGAAACUGGAAAAUGCAUUAUCACGAUAGCUCCGCCCACAGUAUGAACAUGGAGCUGAUUGAGUGAAACACGCUGCUCACGUGGCUGCAUGUGUUACACAGCAUGAUGUCUGUCUGGUCCUCGCCGGACAGCAAUAGGAAGUGACAAACGUGUCUGCUCGGCACUAACAGGCCGCACGUCAGCCGACUGAAACAAUCAGCCUCCGAUAAUGUGCUUCAGCAAACUGAGCCUUUUCAUAUGUGCAUCGCCAUGCGCUAAAGGAAAAGGUCCUGGCUUUGUCUGACGUCCUCUGACCUCUGCUGUCGUUUUUGGAUCCACCCUCAGGGAAUUCUGGCUGAAUUUUGCAGAGCAUAUGGAGGAGGAUUUUAGCAGAAGGAGGGAGGACAGUGUCCUCUGAGUCAUUUCUUUUUGUGUACUGUAUAUACUGUAAAUAUGUACAUAGUUGGUCUUUGCGUCCUUUAAGGAUAGAGACAUGUUAGCGUUGCUUUUUCUGCUUGGGAUCCUUAAACCUUUAACAUAAUUCACAUUAUUAUUUACAGCAGUAACAGGCAGAGAAUGCGAGCGUGUGAUGUUCCUUAGUUUUUCAGUCUGCAGACGUUUUCUUCCCCCGAGAGCUCAGUGCUCAUCACUCACUCCUCUCACGUGCACCGACGUCUCACAAGACAAAAAACAUCGGGACAUCUGAUGACUUGAUCAUCAGGUUGCUUCUUUUGUGGUGUCGUCUUUCACACCAUUAAGUGUUUAGCACCAGGACUGGCUCUUCAUGCACAAUUAAACUCCUGAGGAAGAAGACGUGGGAAGCUGCAUUUCUAAAUUCCAAACGAAAUCUGUAAUGUCAGUGGACAUAGAUACAUGACCCAUAGAUUUUUAAUCACUUUGCCAAAUAGAUAGAUGAUAUUAAAACUUGAAAAAUGGAAUGUAUUGCUCAUUUAACUGCGUGUCUGUAAAUAAAUUGUGGUUUUCCUGUAA